Molecule: messenger RNA, 915 nt
Organism: Alternaria metachromatica
Lineage: Eukaryota; Fungi; Ascomycota; Dothideomycetes; Pleosporales; Pleosporaceae
Exons: 2
Coding region: 1-915 (304 amino acids)
Source: RefSeq, a predicted model, not a curated record
AUGGGCGAAAUCUACAGCAAAUGCAAACGCGUCCUAAUCUGGCUCGGGCAAGAAGUGCAAGACACCGAAUCCAUGUCUUAUUACUUCGAAAACAGCGCAUUCGUAGCACCCCAGCUCCACGCCUCGUCUUCAUUCUCCUCAACAGGCAGCCACCAUGUACCUCCUGACCAGAAACCCCUCAUCUUCUCCCUCCCCCGCCAACAAUCCUUCGUACGCUCCUUACUAUCCCUCCCCUGGUUCAGCAGAGCCUGGGUAGUACAAGAAGCCGUGCUACCACCCAAAGCCACCUGCUUCCUCGCUUCCUUCACCUUUCCCAUCGACGAGCUCUGGGCCGUUAUCCGGCGCUUCAGGAGCUCAGAAGACCGCAUCUCAUCCGCGGAUUACGUCGGUCUACGACAGUUACAAGGCUACCUAGUACUAAGCGAGAUCAUGCGCUUGAGAGACCAACGGCGGGGCGUCGCGGGUGAAAGCAGUGGUGGUGAAGAAAAACCUUCUUUCUACCACUCGCUCUCUCUGUUUGCGCCGAGGUGUAGGACUACGAAUAAGCAUGAUAUUGUCUAUGCGUUUCUGGGGCUGCAAGAUGAAUCGCAGAUAAGUAUCUUGCCUGAUUACCAUAUUGAUUGGAAUGAGGUUCCUGUUAUGGUCACUAGAUCCAUCGUCGAAGCAACGGAGAGUCUGGAUCUCUUGGGCGUAUUACACCGGCGGGACGACGACGAAACUAGGUGGUUGUCGAAUCUGCCGUCCUGGGUCCCAGACUGGUCGCGGCGGUUGAAAGCGGAAGCGUUGACAGAGAACCAGCAACAAGCCGCCAUCAAUGGCCCGUACAUUUCUACCUCAACAUCGCGCGCUUGGGAGAUGUUCUCCGAGACGUCUGGCCACAAGGACGUACUGUACCAUCUCGAGAGCACAUAUUGA